GCAAGCACUACGGCGUCUCCAGCUGCGAGGGCUGCAAGGGCUUCUUCAAGCGGACGAUCCGCAAGGACCUGACCUACACCUGCCGCGACAACCGCGAGUGCGUGGUGGACAAGCGGCAGCGCAACCGCUGCCAGUACUGCCGCUACCAGAAGUGCCUGGCCACCGGCAUGAAACGGGAGGCCGUGCAGGAGGAGCGGCAGCGGGGCAAGGACAAGGAGGGGGACCCGGAAUUCGGGAUGGCUCCCAACGAGGAGAUGCCGGUGGAGAAACUUCUGGAAGCCGAAUUGGCCGUGGAGCCCAAAAGCGACGACGGCGCCGGGCCCGGAGGAGCCUCC
Molecule: messenger RNA, 335 nt
Organism: Pseudopodoces humilis (Tibetan ground-tit)
Lineage: Eukaryota; Metazoa; Chordata; Aves; Passeriformes; Paridae
Source: RefSeq, a predicted model, not a curated record